CAGCAGGGGGCGACAAAGCGCGUGCUCGUGUACAUUUGGUCUUCCUCGUUUGCUGUACCAAAACAUACUUCCAGCAUGGCGUUGGUGCGUCUAGGCAGCAUUUGAAGCAGAUUUGAAGUGUGUAAACUGGGAGGUAUUGGUGAAUUUCUGUCUAUUUAUGCAUCUUUCUGGUACCGGGGGUCUCUCGGGCCUGUGCCGAAUAACAGACCAUCUUUAUUUAAGUAAUAGCAAAGCGGCCAACGACUCCUCCCAGCUAACAGGAAGUGGAAUCACCUGUAUCAUCAAUGCUACCGAGACCAAACGCAGCCGUCCUCUUCCUCCAGGUGUGGAGUACGUCCACAUCCCGGUGUCGGACAGCCCGCUGUCUCCUCUCAGAGACCACUUCAGUGAGGUGGCGGAUAAGAUCCAGGUAACUACGGAGAGCGGCGGCCGUGUGUUGGUGCACUGUAACGCCGGCGUGAGCCGCUCGGUGGCCCUGUGCAUAGCCUACCUGAUGAAGCACCGCGGGGUGACCCUCCUGGAGGCCCACGGGUGGGUGAGGAGCUGUCGGCCCAUAGCCAGGCCCAAUAGCGGCUUCUGGAAGCAGCUGGUCCAGUAUGAGACGGAGCUCCGUGGGAGUAGCUCCGUCCGGAUGGUGUCUUCCUCCAUGGGAGAGAUCCCUGAUGUUUAUGAAGGAGAGGACAGGAACAUGGUGCUUCUGUGAAGGGACUGAAUGAUGACCUCCACCAGUGUUCUGGGAAGAAACCACUUUGGACCACAUUUAACAGUUAAAGCUGUAGAGUAUAUUUUAUUUUUUUUAAUUGCUCAAAUUAAAACUCUUGAUGGUG
Nothobranchius furzeri (turquoise killifish) is the source of this 827-nucleotide messenger RNA. RefSeq names its product dual specificity protein phosphatase 18. Gene Ontology annotation, biological process: protein dephosphorylation. Lineage: Eukaryota; Metazoa; Chordata; Actinopteri; Cyprinodontiformes; Nothobranchiidae. Gene Ontology annotation, cellular component: cytoplasm. Gene Ontology annotation, molecular function: MAP kinase tyrosine/serine/threonine phosphatase activity. The record is from RefSeq and is a predicted model, not a curated record.